Messenger RNA from Mugil cephalus (flathead mullet), 873 nucleotides. Its product is annotated as putative high affinity immunoglobulin gamma Fc receptor IC. The record is from RefSeq and is a predicted model, not a curated record. Lineage: Eukaryota; Metazoa; Chordata; Actinopteri; Mugiliformes; Mugilidae. The transcript has 5 exons. Bases 54 to 788 code for a protein of 244 amino acids. Gene Ontology annotation, molecular function: transmembrane signaling receptor activity. Gene Ontology annotation, biological process: cell surface receptor signaling pathway.
CAGGAAGAGAUCAUUUCUCACUUCACUCUUCAGUCAGUCAGUGUCAAGACAACAUGGAGGUCAGAGCUUUCUGCAUCAUGCUGUUGACUGUGAUGAUCCUGCUGUGUGCACAGCACCAGGAAGUUGAUGCAGCUUUUCUUCGUAUCUCUCCAAACAGACUGCAGUUCUUCGUAUAUGAGUCGGUCACUUUUAACUGUGAUGGAGUCUUUUACUGUGAUGUUGAACAUAAAUCAAUUGGGGCGAAGCCCUCAUGUUGUACCACUAAUAAUACAACAUUUAGUGGACCUACCUGCACCAUUAAACGUGCUUAUCAAGAUGACUCUGGAAAGUACUGGUGUGAAGAAGGAAUAGAGAGAAGUAACAUCAUCAACAUCAAUGUCACUUAUGGUUCUGUGAUCCUGGAGAGUCCUGCUCUUCCUGUGAUGGAGGGAGAAGAUGUAACUCUGAGCUGCAGAACAAAAAAAAAAUCUUCCAACAUUGAAGCUGAUUUCUUUAAAGAUGGAGUCCACAAGUUGAGAAGCCCCACAGGAAGUCUGACCAUCAGAAAUGUCUCCAUGUCUGAUCAAGGAUUCUACAAAUGUAACAUUUCUGGAGAUGGAGAAUCACCUCAGAGUUGGAUGGUUGUUGAAGUGUUUUCUGCCGUCGAUACAGAACAACAAGAAGACUCUAAUCCUGCCUCCUCUUUGUCCCCAAGUACAUUAUGGAUCAUCAUCGGUUUCUUUUCGUCAGGCAGUUUAACCAACUUGUUCCAUCAGCUUCGUCUGUUCACACAGUUUCUCCCCAGAUGAACUCUGCUGCUGCUUCUAAACAUGCUGCGGUUCUACGUACGUAUCUGAAGGGGUUAUACUGCUUUUUUAGGUUGUGGUCAGCAAC